Messenger RNA from Caenorhabditis bovis, 1581 nucleotides. The record is from the annotation of a GenBank genome assembly. NCBI's taxonomy places the organism in Eukaryota, Metazoa, Nematoda, Chromadorea, Rhabditida, Rhabditidae.
AUGCGAAGGAUAAUGCUACCCAUAAAAAUUAUCAGGCCUUGGUUGAUUAAUUCAAGAUGUCUUCAAACAACAAGAGUUGAUUGUUGGCAAAAUUUUGAAAACGAAAGACAUUACGAGCCAGGAGAAGACGUAAUGAAACGCGUUUGGCACGGGCUGACUUACGAUUUUCGAAGAUGGAAAAGAAGAUAUCAAGAAGCAAGAAGAGAUGCGUUUCAACGAAGACAUCCAAUUGCUCACAUGAAACAUUCUGUAUUGGAUAACGAAGUGUUUCCGUUUCGUGCUGAAAUUGUCGUUAUUGGAGGUGGAUUGACUGGAUCGUCGACAGCCUACUGGUUAAAAGAACGUUUUCGCGAUGAAGAUUUCAAAGUUGUAGUUGUUGAAAACAAUGAUGUCUUCACAAAAAGCAGCACAAUGCUCUCCACAGGCGGAAUAACUCAACAGUUUUCAAUUCCAGAGUUUGUCGAUAUGAGCUUGUUCACAACAGAAUUUUUAAGACAUGCUGGCGAACAUUUAAGAAUUCUUGACAGUGAGCAACCCGAUAUUAAUUUCUUCCCUACCGGAUUCCUAAGAUUUGCAACAACUGACGAAGAAGUAACGCAGAUGCGAGAUGCUUGGAAAAUUCAAAUUGAGCAUGGAGCAAAAGUCGAACUUCUAUCUAAAGAAGAGCUUCAACAGAGGUUUCCUUACAUGCACGUUGAAGAUGUAAAAUUGGCUAGUUUAGGAAUCGAAAAUGAAGGAACCAUUGAUACGUGGCAAUUAUUGUCAGCUAUUCGUGAAAAGAACAUUACAUUAGGUGUUCAGUACGUUAAAGGAGAGGUAGAAGGUUUCAAAUUUGAAAGAAAUCGCGGAACUCCGGAGGUACAUGCAAUGGGAGAUGACGAGACUGCCGAUGAGAACAAACUGCGAAAUCAAAGAAUAUCGGGUGUAAUUGUGAGACCACAAAUGAAUGAUGCAUCGGCGCGUCCAAUCUUAGCACACUUGAUAGUGAAUGCAGCAGGCCCUUGGGCAGGAGAAAUUGCACGAAUGGCGGGAAUCGGAAAAGGAACAGGAAUUCUCGCCGUUCCUGUUCCAGUAAAACCGAGAAAACGCGAUGUUUUCGUCGUUUUCGCUCCUGAUGUUCCCGCGGAUCUACCAUUUUUAGUGGAUCCAAGUGGAGUGUACUGUAGGCAGUCGGAUUGUGGUCAUACAUUUUUGGUUGGCCGAAAUCCUACAAAGGAAGAAGAUGAAAAAAUUGACCACAGUAAAUUAGAAGUAGAUUAUGAUGAUUUUUAUAAAAAGAUUUGGCCAGUUCUAGUGGAUCGAGUGCCAGGAUUUGAAACAGCAAAAGUAAAAUCAGCUUGGAGUGGAUAUCAAGAUGUGAAUACGUUCGAUGAUGCACCUGUUAUUGGUGAACAUCCUUUAUAUUCAAAUUUGCAUAUGAUGUGUGGAUUUGGAGGAAGAGGUGUAAUGCAUUCUCUUGCUGCCGGUCGAGCGUAUGCUGAGCGAAUUUUUGACGGAGCUUAUAUCAACGUAAAUCUGAGAAAAUUCGAUAUGCGAAGAAUUGUAAAAAUGGAUCCGAUCAAGGAACAUUGCCAAGUUUAA